CUCUCCAGUAGUGAUUUUUCUGUUGUUUCCCUCGCUCUCCUUCAACUCUUUGCCCAUGCGUGGCUGUAUAAAAGACUGCGAAUUGUCUUUCACUGCACUCUGACACCAACAUGUCUCUCCUUCAACAAAUCAUCAUUGCUUCCCUGGCAGCCUUCGUGGCUGCUCAGUGCCCACCGAAUUUCUUCGAAUCCGAGGGCCUCUGCUUCAACGUCAUUGACAAGCCCGGGGAGGACCUGACGUGGGAGGAGUGCAGGGGUCUGUGUGAGAAGGAGGCAGAGGGGGAGUGGAAGGCCGACCUGGCUGUCUUUGACAAUGCUGAAGAACUGGAAGAAUUCUCCAUCACCUGGCUCGAGAUCUCCAAUACGCUGCCUGAACAUCCCUACAUGUGGAUGGGGGUGUACAAGAUGGACGAGAAAUGGGUCACCCUGGACGGCACUCAUAUCACCGAGCAGAACCUGAUGUGGCACAUGGGUUACCCUCACGAGACGGGCGCCCACGCCUUCCUGGAGGAUGUCACCAAGACCACCGGAGUGAACUCCUAUGGACGUCUGUACAUGAGCUCAACCGUAGUCGGCGAGCACGAGCACAACAGCCGCUGUCUCUGUGAGGCUACCAAAUGAAAUCGACCCAAAGACUAAACCGACAAAGCUCCUCCCUCUGAUUGGCCUGUUUCACUUCCUUGUUCUCUUAUUCUUCCCUGUCAUUCACCUCACAAGCAUUGCAUUCAGCCUAUGGAAUUUAUCAUUGUAUGAAACAAUAAAUAAAUGUAAAUUCUUUU
Messenger RNA from Scylla paramamosain (green mud crab), 778 nucleotides. RefSeq lists its product as uncharacterized. The transcript has 3 exons. The coding region runs from base 111 to 620 and encodes 169 amino acids. Lineage: Eukaryota; Metazoa; Arthropoda; Malacostraca; Decapoda; Portunidae. The record is from RefSeq and is a predicted model, not a curated record.